Messenger RNA from Penicillium expansum, 1413 nucleotides. RefSeq names its product carotenoid oxygenase family protein. The record is from RefSeq and is a predicted model, not a curated record. NCBI's taxonomy places the organism in Eukaryota, Fungi, Ascomycota, Eurotiomycetes, Eurotiales, Aspergillaceae. The coding region runs from base 1 to 1413 and encodes 470 amino acids. The transcript has 6 exons. Gene Ontology annotation, biological process: carotene catabolic process. Gene Ontology annotation, molecular function: carotenoid dioxygenase activity.
AUGGCAUCCCCUGCUCCCCAGCAUUUUCCUGACCGUCCUCAAUUCUCAGACUUCAUGAAACCAUGCCGAUUCGAGGGCGAGGUUCAAAACUUGGAGGUGCAUGGAGAUAUCCCCAAUGACAUCGACGGUACUUUCUACCGUGUCAUGCCUGACCCUCAGUUGCCUCCUUUCAUCGACAAUGAUCCCUGGUUCAAUGGAGAUGGAAAUGUCAGCGCAUUCCGCAUCAAGAACGGUUCUGUGACAUUCCAGCAGAAAUAUGUUCGCACCGAGAAGUUUGUACGCGAGAGAGAAGCCCGCCGCGCGCUCAUCGGAAAAUAUCGGAACAAGUUCACCGAUGCCGUGGAAUUCACCGUUAGAAGUACUGCCAAUACGAAUGUUGUCAGCUUCAACAAUCAACUCUUGGCUCUCAAGGAAGACUCUCCUCCAUAUGCGAUGGAUCCGGAGACUCUGGAAACACAGGGCUUGUAUACCUUUGAUGGCCAGCUUCCAAGCGUGACUUUCACUGCCCAUCCCAAGACGGAUCCAGUGACCGGAGAAUUGAUUUGUUUCGGUUACGAAGCCAAGGGCGACGGCAGCCCCGAUAUUUGCUAUUAUACUAUUGGCCCUGAUGUGACGGAGAACUGGGUUCUUUUCCCUGUGAUUCCCCAGCUAUGUGACCUUGAACGAUUGAAGCAGGGUGGAGAACACUGGCAAUGGAGCCCUGAAACUCCCUUCUAUAUCGGAGUGAUCCCCCGCUACGGAGCUAAGUCUUCAGACGUUAAGUCGCAGUGGUUCACAUACAAGAAUUCAUUCCCGGGUCAUACCGCCAAUGCCUACGAACAAGAUGACGGGAAAAUCGUCUUCGAUCUCGGACUCAGUGACAAGAAUGUCUUCUACUGGUGGCCCGAUGCUCAAGGCAACUCGCCUGAGCCUAGCAAAAUCCACUCUCAAUUGACACGCUUUACUGUGAACCCUCACGCGGAAGAAGGAAAGCUUCCCGAGCCGAAGGUUCUGCACCAUGGAAAUUCGGAAUUCUAUCGCAUUGAUGAUCGGUUUUCUGGAAGAAAAUAUAGCCACAGCUUCUUCGAUCUCAUGGACCCCAGCUUGGGGACGGACUUUGCAGCCAUUGGCCCGGUUAUGGGCGGGGGAUAUCCUCCUUAUAACUCGCUGGCACAUCAUGUUGAAAGUACGGGCAAAACAGAAGUUUACUUCCCGGGACGCACACAUCUUGUCCAGGAACCCGUUUUCAUUCCUCGUGCGGGAUCUAAGGAGGAAGGUGAUGGAUAUUUGAUGGCAUUGGUGAACAACUAUCGCACCUUGUCCAGUGAGCUGCAUCUUCUCGAUUGUCGGGAUUUCACCAAAGCCCGGGCGACUAUCUUGCUUCCUUUGAGACUCAGAGCCGGUCUGCACGGGAACUGGGUUGACAACAACUAG